AUGGCUACCGAGUCAAUCAAGGACAAACUACACCGUGCCUUCCCAGACACGAUUUAUACGCCACUUGUCCAUGGUGAAAAAGAUCCUAUGUACAACUAUGGAGGAUUCCAUCCUGAUGAAAUCCAGGUUUUGCCUAGGGGCCAUGUAAAGGAGCCCGGGUUCCAGGCGUUCAAGGUGGAUGUUGUAUGGGAACGCGACAGGGCCAUUCCCAUGCGGGACAGCAUUACUCUUUAUGGUGACGUAUUUCGACCUGCAGGCGAUGAGAAAGUUCCAGCCAUUAUACCCUGGAGCCCUUAUGGAAAGUCUGGGACUGGUGCCCUAACAUAUGAUAUUAUGGGGCCUUGGAGAAUUGGUAUUCCGUAUGAGCAUCUAAGUGGAUACGAGACUUUUGAGGGCCCAAACCCCGCUGAAUGGUGCUCGCGAGGGUAUGCUGUUGUUGACGUUGAUGCUAGAGGCUCUGGAAAUUCAGAAGGCAAUCUGAUGUGGUGGGGUGAACAGGAGGCAGUGGAUGUAUACGAUACGAUUGACUGGGUCGUCCAACAACCCUGGUGUAAUGGCUCGGUGGUGAUGAUGGGCAACUCAUGGCUAGCUAUAGCCCAAAUCAACUUUGCUUCUCGCCUCAGCCAUCCCAAUUUGAAAGCCAUUGCGCCGUGGGAGGGAUUGACAAACGUCUACAGCGACCAGAUUUGCAGAGGUGGAAUUCCAAGUACAACGGGAUUCAAUGGGAUGAUCCGCCGUGCAAUUGCUGGACCAGGAGAGAUGGAAGACCUUGGAGCUAUGACCGACCAGCGUCCCUUUCUGGAUGACUAUUGGAAAGGAAAGGUUAUAAAUCCGGAGCGCAUUCGAGAUAUUCCGAUGUAUCUGGCUGCGUCAUAUUCCACUGGACUCCACUGUGAUGGGUCGUUCCAAACCUUUGAAAAAGCAUCAACGCCCCGAAAGUGGCUAAGAGUGCAUUCUUCCCAGGAAUGGCAUGAUCUGUAUAGACCAGAAGCGACCGAUGACCUCCAGCGCUUCUAUGACUUCUACGCAAAAGGUAUCGCUAAUGGCUGGGAAUCCGACACCCCGCGUGUUCGACUCACACUUCUUGGAUACGAUGGCGGAAUUGCCAAAUCUAUCAUCGAGCGCCCAGAGCAGGAAUGGCCGCCGAUUCGGCAAAGGAUGGAAAAGUACUAUUUGGAUGGAACGACGAGGGAGCUAGUUCCCACUCCGCCACCUAAUGUAACCGCAACAUCACACAAUGGUCAUUCAUUAACAGACUCAUCGGACUUUACCCUCCGUUUCAUCAAGUACACCGAGUUAUGUGGCCGGCCGUUCGUGAAACUGUACAUGUCCUCUUCAGAAGGUGAUGACUUUGACGUAGUCGUCCAAAUCCGCAAGCUUAGCGUUACUGGGAAACCCCUCGCCUCACUAAACUGGUCUCCGAUGCCGAAGCCCGAGCCCGAGGUGCCCAACGUUAAUGUGGCCAAACACAUCGGACAACAGGGCAUGCUUCGUGCCUCCCACCGAGUGACUUUACAGCCUCGUGCCUCUGAUAAUGAACUGCCUGUCUACUCUCAUGAUCGCGGUGAACCCGUUAAACCAGGAGAGAUUGUACCACUGCUGAUCCCAAUCUGGCCCGUGGGGGUGGUUUUUGAGGCUGGGGAGAGCCUGAUGCUCCGUGUAUCCGGGCAUGAUAUGUCGCUUCCUGAGGUGGAGGCCUUGCGACCCAAGGAGCCAGUGGAUGCAAACGAAGGGAGCCACACUGUGCAUACAGGGGGCGAGUAUGAUAGUCAUCUUGUUCUUCCAGUUAUUACGGAAUGA
This is a messenger RNA of Penicillium cataractarum, 1800 nucleotides long. RefSeq names its product CocE/NonD family hydrolase. Bases 1 to 1800 code for a protein of 599 amino acids. Lineage: Eukaryota; Fungi; Ascomycota; Eurotiomycetes; Eurotiales; Aspergillaceae. Gene Ontology annotation, molecular function: dipeptidyl-peptidase activity. The transcript is spliced from 7 exons. The record is from RefSeq and is a predicted model, not a curated record.